AUGGUCGCCAAGCGAACCGUGCUUAUAUCCGGAUGUUCAGACGGGAGCUUGAGCUCGGAACUCGCCCGUGCCUUUCACAGAAAUGGCUGGCGAGUCUUUGCCUCAGCCCGUAACUUGGCCAAGCUAAAGACGGCUCAAGGCGCGGGUAUUGAGAUUGUGCAGCUUGACACAACUUCGGACGAGUCCAUAGCAGCCUGUGUGGCUCAAAUCUCAGCGCUUACUGGUGGCUCUUUGGACGUCCUCAUCAACAAUGCUGGCGCUGGUUAUUCGAUGCCAGUCCUGGAUCUUGACAUUGACCAGACCCGGCAGUUAUUCGAACUCAACGUCUUUUCUCUCAUUACUGUUACGCGUGCUUUCUUCCCGCUGCUUGUCAAGUCAUCCACCGGUGGCUUGGUAGUUAACAACACCUCAUGCAUGGCACUGCCUCACGCCUCCAUGCCAUUCUCGGGAGCCUACAAUGCCUCUAAAGCUGCCGCAGCGAACUUUAGUGAAGUGCUACGGCUUGAACUUGCCCCCUUCGGAGUCAAGGUGACCAACCUAGUGACGGGCGCUGUUAAAUCGACUUUCCAUGCCAACGCACCUCAUAUCUCGCUGCCACCCACCUCAAUCUAUAACGUUGCCAAAGAGGCGGUUGAGAAGUGGAUGUCGGGAGAAGAAGCAACUGCUACGGGUGCAGAUCCGUUCAAAUGGGCAGAGGAUGUCGUAAAAGAGCUCAACAAACCCAGCCCGCCGCUCUGGGUUUGGAAAGGCAAGCAUGCUAUGGCGGCGCGGAUUGGUUCAUUCUUACCGGUCGGUGCUUUGGAUGGCAUUUACAAGAGCAGGACUGGCUUGAAUGAGGUAUCACGCAAGCUUAAAGAGCAAGGUGGAUCGAGCAGUAUCAAUAGGACCCCGUAA
Molecule: messenger RNA, 894 nt
Organism: Trichoderma aggressivum f. europaeum
Lineage: Eukaryota; Fungi; Ascomycota; Sordariomycetes; Hypocreales; Hypocreaceae
Exons: 1
Coding region: 1-894 (297 amino acids)
Biological process (GO): triglyceride catabolic process; phosphatidic acid biosynthetic process
Cellular component (GO): endoplasmic reticulum; lipid droplet
Molecular function (GO): acylglycerone-phosphate reductase (NADP+) activity; triacylglycerol lipase activity
Source: RefSeq, a predicted model, not a curated record